AUGAAGCCGCCUCUGCAUAAGGAGGCCGCGGCCGCCGCUCAAGAGGAGAGAUGGAGGAGACUGCAAGAAUAUUUAGCGGCCAAAGGAAAGCAAAAGCAACCCAGUUCCAAGCCAUACUUAAAGGACAGGACUAAUCAGCAGAACCUGCUUCCUUCCAAAUCAGACCCUACUGCCAGAUGUAAAGAAAAAAUUAUCCUGAAGAAGACAAAAGGUGAGCAGAAGAGGGAGGCAAAAUAUUCAGUCCCUGCUGGCCGGGUUCCGCGGAGCAGAUUGUCUGGUGCUCCUGUCUCUCAGAAGCCCCAGAAUGUUCCUUUGGAGCUGCUAAGAAAGGGUCCGUUCCAUCCUCUUCCCUCAAAGGCCUCUGCUGAAAACCUCUCUGGGAAACGGAGUAUCACAAUACCCUCCUCCAAGCAUGGUUUAUGCCAAGGAAGAAAGACUAAAAAGUUGGAGCCGGUCACCAAACCAAAAACUCGAGCGCUCCUGCAGACUGCAAAAAGUUUCAAGCAACCGAACCAUCCUGUGGAGAGCUUGCAAGAAAAUGCUGAUAAAGAGAAUUUGGAGAGCCUUGAGAAGAAGGCAGCUCUGAGGUUUGGCCUCCCAUCUGGUUCCCAAACAGUGAGAAGGCCAAAUGUGGGCUUCGCUUCACAAGGCAGCAUGCCUGGGAAAAGGCAAGCACAGACUUCUCAGGCUGUUAAGUCACAAGUCCAGGGUAAGCCCAGAAGGCCUUCAGCUAAUCUCAAGGGGGCUGAUCUUCAGAAGCGAGUCCUUGGAGUGUCAGGAGUACAGACAGCAUUGAAGGUUAGCCAGUCAUCUACUAAUUCGAGGCCAGAAAUUAAAGGCCAGGGUCUGAAUCCAAGGGCAACAAAGCAACCUACCAUGAAUCAACAGGCUGCUGGUGUGCUGGGGCAAGGAAAAAAGAAUGUGGCACAGUCAAGGACAGGCAGAGCUCCAGAUGCUGUUCAGAGGGGACAACCGAAGGAGCAGCGGGCAACUCCUCACAAGACUCAGCAUGUGAGAAGGCAUCCGAGCAAUUUUCAUCCUUUGACAAACCCCUCGGUAAGAGAACUAAGAGGAAAACGGACUCUCUCUUUGGCCGCAUGUGAGGACAUCAACAAGUGUGGAAGCACAGCAAGAAGGAACCAGAAUGGUAAGAAGCUCCAGCAAGCACCCAGGACUCCCAGCUUGAAAUCCAGGCCUGUCGUCUCUCCAGAUUGCUCAGCAAAUAGAGCCAUUGACACUCUGAGAUGUGGAAGAAGCAAGUCAAGGCAGCUGGGGACAGGAACAGGUCCGGAGGCCAAAACACCGGGUACGCCGGAUCGCAGGAGGCUGCUAGAACAGUGGCUGAAAUCUCACAGGAAAUCCUACAAGCGGCCACCAAUGACACUGCCCGCUGCAAAGCCACGGAAGAAAAGGGAGACCCUGAACCAGUCCUUCUGGCGUGGUCUGGGGAAAGAGGAGGAAAGGAUGGAUCGCAGCUUGAUGGAUAAGAUCUCCAGCACAUUGACAGAAUGCCUGAAGCUUGCUGAGGAGGGGUUUGCUUCCGAAGAGAUCCUAGCCAUGCUUUCCCAGAUCCCAGAGGCGGAGAAGUUUGCCCAGUUCUGGAUCUGCAAAGCAAAACUGCUGGCACGACGUGGCACGUUUGAUGUGGCCGGGCUGUACGAAGCGGCUGUUCGUGCUGGGGCUGCACCACUACAGAAAUUGAAGGAAGUUGUUGCUGACCUUUUGAAGAAUCCAGACAAGACAGCCCAGGCGGUCCCUGCCCAAGUCAGUCCUGUCCCUGCCAGGGACCGGGUUGAGAUGAAUCCCCAGAGCACUUUGCAACGCCGGAUUUGCAAGCCGGUCUCAGGUGUCAAGCUACAAGUUGUUCCCCUGCUCAGAGCAAAAGAGCACCGGACGGGGCCAGAGACAAAGCUCUUGACUCCCGUGCGGCGCUCCCUGCGGAUAGAGGGCGCCACUGCCUGCUACCCACAGAUGCUGAAGGACCAUGACCCGGUGGUGACUUCUCUCGAUGAACUUCUGGCCACGGACCAUGGCAGCCUCUUUGUGUUCCGUAAAAAUGAAGCUUUGCCAGAGGAUGUGGAAAUGGAGUUCCUGAAGUUGUGACUGU
Molecule: messenger RNA, 2107 nt
Organism: Euleptes europaea (tarantolino)
Lineage: Eukaryota; Metazoa; Chordata; Lepidosauria; Squamata; Sphaerodactylidae
Gene: CKAP2L
Product: cytoskeleton associated protein 2 like
Exons: 9
Coding region: 1-2103 (700 amino acids)
Cellular component (GO): cytosol; mitotic spindle; centrosome
Source: RefSeq, a predicted model, not a curated record